Onychostoma macrolepis is the source of this 1995-nucleotide messenger RNA. It is a transcript of the gene wif1, whose product is annotated as wnt inhibitory factor 1. Lineage: Eukaryota; Metazoa; Chordata; Actinopteri; Cypriniformes; Cyprinidae. Bases 162 to 1301 code for a protein of 379 amino acids. The record is from RefSeq and is a predicted model, not a curated record. Gene Ontology annotation, biological process: anatomical structure development. Gene Ontology annotation, molecular function: signaling receptor binding. The transcript is spliced from 10 exons. Gene Ontology annotation, cellular component: extracellular region; cell surface.
UGUGAAUUGCUGCUCCUGCUGCGUACAAGUAGCUCGCGGAACAGUCCGCGCGAAUCAUUCUGUCAAUUGAAGACUCACUCGAGACACAUAUUUUGUGCACGGGAUUGGAGCGAGAGAGGAGAGCCAGCAAACCGGCCAAUUCAUUUUAAAUAAACCAAGCGAUGGCUUUCAGGACGCCUGCUGUUCAACUGCACCUUAAAACGUGCUUUCUUCUGCUUUUAGGGGGUCUGAUGGAAGCUGCCCAAGAGCAAGGAAGCAUGUACAUGUGGAUUGAUGCCAAUCAAGCAAGAAUAUUAAUUGGUUUUGAAGAGGAUAUUUUAAUAGUCUCGGAGGGCAAAAUGGCCCCAUUCACACACGACUUCAGGAAAGCACAGCAGCGAAUGCCAGCAAUACCUGUCAAUAUCCACCACGUGAACUUCACCUGGCAAGCCACUGAUCAGGCAGAGUACUUUUAUGAGUUUCAGACUCUGCGUUCAUUGGAUAAAGACAUUAUGGAUGACCCUACCGUCAACGUUCCUCUCUUAGGAUCAGUGCCACACAAAGCCUCUGUGGUCCAGGUGGGCUUCCCAUGCAGAGGUGACCAGGAUGGUGUGGCAGCAUUUGAGGUGACCAUCCUGGUGAUGGAUGCUGGAGGAAACAUCAUCCUGAGGACGCCACACAAUGCUAUCUUCUUCAAAACAUGUCAGAGAGCAAAGUGCCCUGGUGGUUGCCGCAAUGGAGGCCAAUGCAAUGAAAGGCAGGUCUGCGAGUGUCAGGAUGGGUUUUACGGCAUUCACUGUGAGAAAGCACUCUGUUCGCCAAGAUGUCUGAAUGGUGGCCUGUGUAUGAGCCCAGGUGUGUGUAUAUGUCCUCCAGGCUACUUUGGACCCAGCUGUGAGAGAGCUAACUGCAGCACCACCUGUUUGAAUGGAGGGACGUGUUUCCAUCCUGGCAAAUGCGUCUGUGCCGUUGGCUUUGAAGGGAGCCGCUGUGAGCUCAGUAAAUGUCGACAGCCGUGCAGAAAUGGAGGCAAAUGCACAGGGAGGAACAAAUGCAAGUGCAGCAAAGGCUACCAUGGCGAUCUGUGCUCCAAAGCUGUCUGCGAGCCCAGCUGUGGAGCACACGGGACCUGUGUGGAGCCCAACAGGUGCCAGUGCAGGGACGGCUGGCAUGGACGUCACUGCAAUAAGAGAUUUCGUGGAGGAGUCUCCAACAGCCAGCGGGUCUCUGGUUCCAAGCACAAGUCACAGCCCGUGGCAGCGAGGGACACGAAGGAAGUGCCUGAAUCCAGUCAGCCCUCUGAAACCAACUAUGUGGUUUAAGCCUCCAAAUUUUGGGCCAAUGGCCCCUCCGUUUCAAUAUCGCCUUCUCCGGAACAAAGCUUUUAUCCUCCUCUUCCGAUCCUCAUCGGGACACUCCCAAGCUGGACUGCUGCUUUCUCAGAGCGAGACUUGUUUUUGUAGUACAGUCACAGUGUCUUAUUUUACCACACUAGCGCCUUUGAUAUAAAAUCUCCCACAGUCACCCUUCAUCGAGCUUCUGUCCUGCGUCAACCGAGAGGGGAGUGAGUCACAUGCUUGUGGUGAGCGUCUGUGAUGUUUGCGCCGUUUAGCCUCAGAUGUGGCGCUGAAUCAAUGGGAGAAGUGUACGUUACGAUCUGAGAACUUCCGGGUGCAGAUCCGGCUUUUCUUAGGAAUGUAAUCGCUGUGUCUAGUUUGUGCUCAUGGUUCGUCUGAUUUAGUAAACAUUGUCGUCAUUAUUGCCACUAACAUUCUUUUUCAUGCAAAUCACACUUAUGUAGUAGCUUCUCCAACAAGUACUUGUAUAUGUAUCCUAUUCAUGCUAUGUAAAAUGAAAAUAUAUAGAUAUAUAUUUAGAUAUGGGUAGACAGUCUUUAAGUUUAUGCUUAAAGUUUUCAUACUUAUGUAUAACAAUGCACAUAAGCUGCUUGUGAUGUCAUAAACAAAGCCAAAAAGUCUUAAUUUUUCAUGUGACUUCAUUACAGAAAUAAAACAG